Molecule: messenger RNA, 854 nt
Organism: Grammomys surdaster
Lineage: Eukaryota; Metazoa; Chordata; Mammalia; Rodentia; Muridae
Gene: Igll5
Product: immunoglobulin lambda like polypeptide 5
Exons: 3
Coding region: 94-726 (210 amino acids)
Biological process (GO): antigen processing and presentation of exogenous peptide antigen via MHC class II; peptide antigen assembly with MHC class II protein complex; immunoglobulin production involved in immunoglobulin-mediated immune response
Cellular component (GO): MHC class II protein complex
Molecular function (GO): MHC class II protein complex binding
Source: RefSeq, a predicted model, not a curated record
GGAAUAGCUUUGGCCAUCAGAGGAGGAGCAAUCCUUUUUCCAGGAUAACUACACUGCAAGUGGGGCUGGAGUUGACUUUGAACUUGAGGGUCAAUGAAGCUCAGAGCAAGACAGACGACACUAGGUACUACCCUCAGGCAGUGUGAAGUUCUCCUUCUGUUGCUGCUGUUGGGCCCAGUGGUUGGUGUCCACCACACACUUUCCCCAAGCUCAGCACAAAGGAGCAGAGCUGUGGGCCCUGGUACUUCAGUGGGAAGCAGCAGGCUGAGCCUGUGGACCCUUCCAGGCAGGUUCCUGUUCCAGAUCAUCCCACGGGGAGCAAGUCCCAGGUGUUGGCCCCAUAGGCUUCCAUCUGAGUCCCAGUUAUGGUAUGUCUUUGGUGGUGGGACCCAGCUCACAAUACUAGGUCAGCCUAAGUCUGACCCCUUGGUCACUCUGUUCCUGCCUUCCUUAAAGAAUCUCCAGGCUAACAAGGCCACACUAGUGUGUCUGGUGAGCGAAUUCUAUCCAGGUACUUUGGUGGUAGACUGGAAGGUAGAUGGAAUACCUGUCACUCAGGGUAUAGAGACAACUCAACCCUCCAAACAGACAAACAACAAGUACAUGGCCAGCAGCUACCUGACACUGAUGUCUGACCAGUGGACGCCUCACAGUAGAUACAGCUGCCGGGUCACUCAUGAAGGAAACACUGUGGAGAAGAGUGUGUCACCUGCUGAAUGUUCUUAGACCAUGAUCCUCCCUGAAGCCUUAGGGGCCUGGAUCUGAAGUGCCAGAAAAAAAAAGUUGUUUUUUUCUCCCACUAACCAUCCCACUCUCUUUCCUGUGCCUAAAACUCAAUAAAUAUCUUAUCACCA